UUCGAUGGGGCGUGCACAGAAAUAGCGUUUGUGUGGGGCGCUUUUAGAAAGAGCGUCUGAAUAUAUACUUCUUUUAUCCUCUUCUCCUCCUCUUUUUACAUAACCUACGUUUUUACAGAAGAAAAAAAAACGACGAAACCUAAGUAAAAAUCUAGGGCAAUACCUAAAUCUCAUGUGACGGCCAUUUGAUUGGGUGCGGAGAAACGAGUUCUUGUGAAAGAAACGACUAAUCUUAUUCGUUAAUCGGGUGCGGGCAAAUUUGAUUGAAGAUUAAAGCUUUACAGUCGCAGUACACUGUUAAGUCACGUACAUUUCCUGUACACAAAUUCCAAAGCUGGAGAAAAACUUCUUUAUGCAUUCCUUUCUUCUCAAGGAAGCCUCCUUUUAGUCCUUUGGUUUUCCACUGGAAAAAAGAAAAAACACUGAAAUGGCGGUCAAGUCAGGGGUGGAUCAUGAAGAAGAAGAAACCCAGACAAGGAAUGAAAGUGAGAAAUGGAUUCAACAUUACUCAUCGUUGCAUCAAAUCCUUUUAGUGGGUGAUGGAGAUUUUUCAUUUUCAUUAUGUUUGGCUAAAGCUGCUUCUAAUAUGGUGGCUACAUCACUUGAUCAGAAUGAUGUGGUGAUUAAGAAUUACCAGUACGCAAAAUCCAAUUUGGAGAGUUUAAGAAAACUUGGAGCAACAAUUAUGCAUGGUGUGGAUGCCACAAGAAUGAAACUUUAUCCUGACUUACAAAGGCGGAAGUUCUAUCGUGUUAUCUACAACUUUCCACAUGCAGGAUUCCAUGGAAAGGAAGAUCAAGUUCACAUGAUCAAGAACGCAAGCCAUAUGCUUAGACCCUUUGGUGAAGUUCACAUUAACAACAAGAAAGCACCACUAUAUGAAAGCUGGAACCUCGAAGAUCUUGCUAGGAAAUACAAUUUGGCAUUAGUUGAACGUGUUGAAUUCAAAAAAGAAGACUAUCCAGGUUACAAAAACAAGAGAGGAGCUGGGCCAAGAUGUAAUGAGCCAUUUCCUUUAGGAAAAUGCUGUGCUUUCAGGUUCGAAUUCAGGAAGUCUGCUCUUGAUUAUAUUCACACUGCACCCUACCAAAUUCAAAGGACACAACCACAAGUUCAAAACCCACCUCUGUUUGAGCCCAGUCAUCUUUCUGUACUUCCCCAAAAUCAUGCCGUCCGACCACAUACUCAUGAUCCUGCUCCACUUAAUGUUUAUAAUCCCACUAGGCUCCAAGUUCAGCAAAUGCCAUCUCAACCUCAAAGCCGAGUUCUAUUUGAUGUUGGUUAUCCUCUUGCAAAAGUGAAUAGGCCAAGUAACUUUAGGUAUUUUGAUUCACCAUAUGCUCCGAAGGUUUCUGAUAAAUGUCACUGGAUCUUUCAUGAGUAUUUUGCAGACACCGAGAAAAUGUUCGGGAGAACAGGUUACCAUGUUGGCGGGGUUGUUCACGAAACUCUGAGAACUGGAUUCGAUAAAAGCGAAAGAAAGAAAUCUUACUGGUUAUAUAAUGCAUCUCGAAGAACUUCACCAUUACAAUGUUUCAAGAUCAGAGUGGUUGCAUAGAAUGUUGUAUUAUCUUGAUAAGCAGAAGAUGGUAUGAAAUUGCAUGGCUUUGGGUUGGAAAGCUUCGUGCAUACUGGUGAAAUACACUAUAAGGAAUGGUUUUUUGGAAGUCCUCUAAUUUUGUGUAGGUUCUGCUGUUUUUACUGCUAAUCAGUUUAUGCUUCAAGGCUGAGUUCUGUGAAGUUUUUUGUCUGGGAAGGAAGUUCCCUGAUUUUGUGCAGGAUCUGUUGCAUUUUCCAUCCUGGUCUGAGACUGUGA
Messenger RNA from Papaver somniferum (opium poppy), 1816 nucleotides. RefSeq names its product heavy metal-associated isoprenylated plant protein 41-like. Gene Ontology annotation, biological process: rRNA base methylation. Gene Ontology annotation, molecular function: rRNA (uridine-N3-)-methyltransferase activity. The record is from RefSeq and is a predicted model, not a curated record. The transcript is spliced from 5 exons. NCBI's taxonomy places the organism in Eukaryota, Viridiplantae, Streptophyta, Magnoliopsida, Ranunculales, Papaveraceae. Gene Ontology annotation, cellular component: cytoplasm. The coding region runs from base 428 to 1558 and encodes 376 amino acids.